GGGGGUCCCCAAGGGGGGGCAUAUCUAGCUAUGCUAUCCUUCCCUUAGCAACAGGCAGCAAUUCCACAGGACAAGCAACUCUCUUCCAUAGGAGAGUGCGUGUCUCUGUCUGUUAAAGCUUCACCUGUUGAACGUCUGCUGCCCAUCCCUCCUUCAGCACAGGAGGAGCUCCCCCGGAAUAAGGUGGGGCGCAAUGUGAUGGCGAGUGACUCCUCCCCCGCCACCACCCCCUCUGCCCGGGUGACGCGGACCAGUGCCCGCCUGACCUCAGGCCCCUGGAAGCGCCCAGCAGCAGCUGGGACCUCCCCCUGCUCCCCAGCGGGCCCCAGCGCCAGCCCCCCUGGCUGGCCCCGAUUCUGGGAGGGUCAGGAUGUCCUGGCGCGCUGGACAGAUGGGCUUCUCUACCUCGGCACCAUCAAGAAGGUGGACCCCCUUCGGCAGGUGUGCCUGGUGCAGUUUGAGGAUGACUCCCAGUUCCUGGUGCUCUGGAAAGACAUCAACCCAGCGGCUGUACCUGGGGAGAAGCACUCCUGCUGCGUCUGCCGCUUGGAGGCUGUGAGCCCAGAGAACCGGCUGGUGAGGUGUGAGAAGUGCAGCCAUGCCUACCACCAGGAAUGCCACCUCCCCAGAGUGCUGAGCGAGGGGGCCUGGAUGUGCAGGCAGUGUGUCUUUGCGGUGGCCACCAAGCGAGGUGGUGCCCUGAAGAAGGGUCCCUACGCCAAAGCCAUGAUGGGCAUGAAGCUCGUGCUGCCCUACCAGCUGCAGGUGCUGGAGUGGGACGCUGAGCACCUCACCAACAGGCAGCAAUGCUACUGCUACUGCGGGGGCCCUGGCGAGUGGAACCUGAAGAUGCUCCAGUGCCGCCACUGCGCCCAGUGGUUCCACGAGGCCUGCACCCAGUGUCUGAGCAAGCCCCUGCUCUACGGGGACAGGUUCUACGUGUUUGAAUGCUGCGUGUGCACAGGGGGGCCUGAGAGCGUCCGCCGCCUCCCCCUGAGAUGGGUGGAUGUGGCCCACCUCAUCCUCUACCACCUCAGCAUCUGUUGUAAGAAGAAAUACUUUGAUUUUGAGCGAGAGAUCCUGCCUUUCGCCAGUGAGAAUUGGGACAGUCUCCUGCUGGGUGAGCUCUCGGACACGCCCAAGGGGGAUCGGUACACCGAGCUCUUGAGUGCCCUGACCAGUCACAAGGACAGGUUCAUCUCCGGGAAGGAAAUUAAGAAGCGCAAAGGACUUUUUGGGCUGCACCUUCGUGUCCCACCUCCUGCGCCACAGGUCGUAGGCUGUUCUGGGGAGGUUCCCAAGUCCCCCCUCAUCUCGGACAGCAGCUUCCUUUCAGGGCAGGGCAGGCGUGGGAAGGGGCUGGAGCGCAGGAGGGCCAGGCGGCAGCGGCGGCAGCAGCAGCACCAGGCCAAGGGGGAGCCACCAGCCCUGAGUGUGGAGCAGCACAACACCAAGGAGAGGGAGAGGCUGGAGAGAGCCCCCACUCAGGAGGUGGUGCAGAGUGCAGGCAGCGCUAACCAGAGCUACGGCGGCUACGGCGGCACUUCCAGCAUCUACAACUUCCGCCGCACUGACGCCCGCUGUCAGGACAGCUCCCCAAUCCGGAUGUUUGCCUCCUUCCAUCCCUCGGCCAACACUGCAGGGACCUUGAGCACAAGCAGCAGACCCUCCCUGGAUCCUUGUGACGCAGCAGCUGCCUCCACCACGGAGCAAGAGAGCCUGGAACAACCUGUCCUUGCACCCCCUGCCACCCCCACCACCGCCUUCCUGCCUCGCCCGGCCCCUGCCGCUGCCGCCACCACCAAGCGCCCCCCCCAGCCUCCAGGGACUGCCCCCUCGGCCCUCUGCCCCCCUGCCAGCACCAGCUACUUUGGGCCCAUGGGGCGGCUGGCACGAGGGGAGGCGGUGCGUGUCCUGGCCCGACGCGUCACGACCGACGGCAUGGUCCAGUACCUGGUGGAGUGGGAGGGAGGAGGCAUGUUCUAGCCACCCCCACCCCCCGUGUGGGGUUUUUGGAAACAAAAUGGACUCCCAGCCAUGCUCAUCAUGGGGGGGGCAUCUCUGUCCUUUGUGAAUGGCUAAGAGAGCAAAGUGCAAUUCUGGGGGCUCAGCAGAGCACCUUCCCCCAGCAGUUUGGGGGCAAGAGUGGCUCCCCCACCCCACUCAAGAAAGGUUGACUGAGUUUCAUCCCGGGGAGUGUGUGGGGAGAAGAUGUGGGGCACGACCCUCGCAUGCGCUCUGCGGCCUCGCUUCCUUGCGCCUCCAGGCCCGGCCAUCGCCUUGAACAAGAGGUUUAUUUCAGCUGUUGGGUUUUUUUACUGUUUGUUGGUAAAGGUUUUAUUUAAAGAGAGUUGAAGAGAGCGGUAGAGGGCACCGCUUCCCCAUAGGGCCUGGAGGGAGGGGGAAGGGGAGUCUGCCCCAUCUCUCCCCAUCUGCACCUCUGUUGCUGCUGCCGCCGCUGCCGCCGCCACUGCUGCUAAGCUGACUCUGUUGUACAAAGUACCACGCUGAAUAAAGAGAGCUUCUGGCAAAGACUCUUCUGUCU
Messenger RNA from Rhineura floridana, 2545 nucleotides. RefSeq names its product PHD finger protein 1 (gene PHF1). Gene Ontology annotation, biological process: regulation of DNA-templated transcription; chromatin organization. Gene Ontology annotation, cellular component: nucleus. Lineage: Eukaryota; Metazoa; Chordata; Lepidosauria; Squamata; Rhineuridae. Bases 199 to 1986 code for a protein of 595 amino acids. Gene Ontology annotation, molecular function: chromatin binding; DNA binding. The record is from RefSeq and is a predicted model, not a curated record. The transcript has 15 exons.